AUGAAUCAAAUUUGCAGCCUGUUUUAUCGAGCUGUUUUACCUUGUAUUCUGGAAGAUUCCAUAGUUUGGCUCCAUCUUAGUUUCUGUAUGAAUAUGGAUCCAGUUUUACUGGGUAUCGCUGAAAAGCAUUUCAUCGCUCAGGGAUUCGCUGAUGGAUGCCGUGAUGAUGGACGAGGUGUGGACGACUUCCGUCCAAUGUGGAUCGAAAGUCCUGCCUUAAAUACAACAAAUGGUUCAGCGAGAGUAAAAAUAGACACUACGGAUAUUUUGGUAGGUGUGAAAUGCGAAGUUAUGGAAUGUGAAGACACAUCAACGGUCCCAAAUCGUUUGCAGUUCACCGUUGAUCCAUCCUGUUUAGCUGCUGCACGUACAGAAGCAAGAGGUGGCGAGUAUUUCACUGAAGCUAUUGCUGAUGUGUUAGAAGAGGCCUAUCAUGGAAGUGGAGAUGUCAUUCACCAAUAUGGAAAGAAUUACUUCAGGCUUAUUCUUUCAAAACAGUUCAUGUGGAAAGUUUAUGUAGACGUAGUUAUACAGCAAUAUGGUGGAAAUAUUAUUGAUGCGAUCUUCAUUGCUGUCAAAGCUGCUUUGAUUGACACAAGGAUUACCAAUCUGACGCUUGUUCCUCAGGAUGAGGGCAAAUUCAAUAUAGAAUGUGAUGAAUCUACGGAAACGAAUUUCUUCCAAUUAGAAGCAGCCAAUGCUCCUCUUUGUGUAACUGUGAAUCAGAUCGGUAAAUCGAUAGCUGUAGAUUGUACGGAAGUUGAAGAAGCAUUGCUGCGAACGUCGUUAUGGAUUGUAAUGGACCAGCCGGAAAGUGAAAGAACACCGGAUGAUCAAAUACGGUUACGCGUGGUGAGACAAAUGGACCCUGGUGGCAUGGAUCCACGUUCAGUGCCGGCCAUGAUCGAUUUGGCGAUACGUACAGGAAGGAAUCUGCACUCAGCAGUGAACACUCGGUUAGAAGAAAUAAGGAAUGACGACGGGUCUCAUAUUCCCGGAUACUCUUUUUUGAUCGAGUAA
This is a messenger RNA of Ostertagia ostertagi, 1020 nucleotides long. The record is from the annotation of a GenBank genome assembly. Lineage: Eukaryota; Metazoa; Nematoda; Chromadorea; Rhabditida; Trichostrongylidae.